UAUGAUUUCUAAUAUUUAUAAAAAGUUAAUUUCUUAUCUAUAUGAUACUAAAUACACGCAACAAAAUGUGUUUGGGUCUUAAUUUUAUUUAAGAUUUCCUUACCAGUUCGUAUAAUUAUUAUUAAUAAUGAACACAAAACGUGACACCUUUAAAAUCACCAAAUUUUAUCAGUUUAUAAUGUUUGAGGUAUUACAUAAACUUGGCACACUAUUAACAGUUUUAUUUUUAGCCACAACAAAUGGCUAAUUACUAAGGUUUCCAAAAAAAUCAAUACGAAAAAAUUAGAAUUGUAACUUUUAAAAGAACUACAAUUUAUCCCUUGAAAAUAUUAUAAAUGUAAUUAUUAUAUGUUUGUGGUGGGGAAAAAAUUAUUAAUAAGUAGUGGGGAAUUCAUAGCCAAGGGUAAUUCAAGUUCGUCUGUAACGUUUAGAAACAGUUUUCAUUUUCUUCUUAAACGGUUAUCAAUUGAAAGUAAAAAAAUGGUUUUUCAUACGAUUUACGAUAAAGAUGUUGAAAAUAAUGUCGAUAAAAAGAUGGGUGAUCAAGUACUACCCUAUCAACUCAGUGCCGCACAGGCUUCCAGUCAUCUCAGGCAUUUGUGCAACCUUGAUAUCAAUUCCAAAGCGUCGUUUAUACGUCUUUCAGGCAUCAUUUGUACCAUUGGGCCUGCGUCCAGAGAGCCGGAAAUAUUGGUGAAGAUGAUGGAAUCUGGUAUGAACGUCGCCCGUUUGAACUUCUCACAUGGUUCUCACGAGUACCAUGCCGAAACUAUUGUAAACAUUCGUAAAGCAGUUGACAUGUACAGUAAAAAAAUUGGUAUCAUAUAUCCUCUGGCUAUUGCUCUUGAUACUAAGGGACCCGAAAUUCGUACUGGUCUGCUUGAAGGGGGUGGUUCAGCUGAAGUAGAACUCAAAAAGGGCGACAAAAUUAAAUUGACUACCGAUAAGGCCUACGAAUCCAAAGGAACCAAAGACAUGGUAUACGUCGAUUAUGAAAAUAUUCAGAAAGUAGUAGCGCCUGGUAACCGUAUCUACCUCGACGAUGGUUUGAUGUCGCUGGUUGUCGAUGAUAUUUCCGGAUCCGUUCUUACUUGUACCAUCGAGAACGGCGGUAUGCUUGGAAGCCGUAAAGAAAAAGACAAGUCCGAUCUCAAAUUCGGUGUGGAACAAAAAGUCGAUAUGGUAUUUGCUUCGUUUAUCAGAAACGCGGACGCUUUACAAGAUAUUCGUCAAGUACUAGGAGAUGGAGGAAAGAAAAUUUUGAUUAUCUCGAAAAUUGAGAACCAACAAGGAAUGUUAAAUCUAAAUGAAAUCAUCGACGCCUCGGACGGCAUAAUGGCGGCCCGCGGAGAUCUCGGUAUCGAGAUUCCCACCGAAAAGGUGUUCCUCGCCCAAAAGGCGAUGAUCGCCCGUUGCAACAAAGUGGGCAAACCGGUCAUUUGCGCUACGCAAAUGUUGGAAUCGAUGAUAAAGAACCCGAGACCGACUCGGGCGGAGAGUUCGGACGUCGCCAACGCCAUCUUGGACGGAGCCGAUUGCGUCAUGUUGUCGGGAGAGACGGCCAAAGGGAAAUAUCCUUUGGAAUGCGUGAGAACGAUGGCGAAUAUUUGCAGAGAGGCCGAAGCUGCGAUGUGGACCAAAGAGUUGUAUACUGAUUUAACGGAAACUGUAACUAGUCGCUUAGACGACUGGCUAAGAGACGUAGACGCCAGACUAAACUUCGGUAUCAGAUACGGUAAAGUUCAAGGAUUCAUCAGAGCCGGAGAUUCGAUUAUCGUAGUCACCGGAUGGAAACAAGGAUCAGGCUACACCAAUACAAUGAGAAUCGUUUACGUUUCCGACGAAGUUCAAUCCAUUUGUACCGGAGCGUGUUCCAGAUAAAUGAACCAUUUUUAUUUAUUACUAAAACCAGCGCCUGAAUGUAUUUUCGAUAAUAUAAUUACCACCCUUUCGUGUCAGUGUUUUGAUCUCUUGGAAUUUUUAUUUUAAUUGAAUUAUGUAGAAAAAAAAGUUUGGAGAAAGCGAAUUCGUUUUUAAUUUUUAAUUUUGAUUGAUAUUAAAUCCAUUAAAAGUUUAAAAUAUCUGUCUAGUCUAUUGAAUAAGUGGAAUUAAGUAAAAUUUCACUAGAAUAUUAAAUAUUUAAAUGUGAUUAAAAAUAUAAAUGCAACAAUAUAUUAUUAAUUUAAAAAAUUGAUAUAUUUAUUUAUAGGUAAUCGCUGUAAAUUUUUGUUUCUUUUUUUUUGCAAUUCUCUAAAUACAGAAUGAAAUAUUUAUUUUGUGAAUAUUAUUUAUAAAAAUCUAUUUUGUUUCGCAAUAAUAACGUACAUAAUUUUGCCAAUUGAAUGAUGUAGUAUUAAAAUAAUUGUUGAUUAAAUAUAUUUUUUUUCUUUUUCCUAAUCUAGAGUUACAAUUUAACAGUUUUAAAAAGUGCAAGUCGUAAGCUUUGUUUUAUGUAGAAUUAAUAGAAGAAUGGGAGAAUGGUUAAAAGGAGUAAAAGUAAAUAUUAUCAUGAUAGAAUUAGGAGAAGAAGUAAAGUUGAUGGUGGUAUAAUUUUAUGUUUACUAUUUAUAAUAUUACGACUGUUACUUCCUUUUAAAAAAAAGGAAGAAGUAAAGGGAAAUAUUUCGAUAGAAUUAGUACGAGGUCGGAGAUAGGAUUAAAAUAUGUUUAAAUGAGAUCCAGUGGUGGAGGAAACUUCUAAAUUUGUUUAUUUGGAUUUGUUGAAUUAAUCUAUAAGUAAUUGUGUUCAUUAUUAUUGGUAUUCUGAAGAUUGUGGGUUUGAAUCCCAUCCAGAGCGAAAUUUUUUCAAUGUUUCAAAAUCUCCUCAUCUGUGUUUCAUUCACCCUUUGGAUUCAUUUCCAGUUAUUCUUUUCAGUACUCAUAGUAAUCUUCAUCUUCACUUUCAUCGCUUGUUAGGAAUUAGGUAUUUUUUUCAUAGGGAAAUACACCUAUGGUUAGGUUAGAUAGAUCUAAAUACCUAGAUAUUUAGAUCUAUCUAACCUAACCAUAGGUGUAUUUCCCUAUGAAAAAAAUACACCUAUGGUUAGGUUAGAUAGAUAUUUACAUCUAUCUAACCUAACCUUAGGUGGACUGCAAUUCAAAUUAGGUAUUUUUUUCAUAGGGAAAUCCACCUAAGGUUAGGU
Molecule: messenger RNA, 3143 nt
Organism: Psylliodes chrysocephalus
Lineage: Eukaryota; Metazoa; Arthropoda; Insecta; Coleoptera; Chrysomelidae
Source: the annotation of a GenBank genome assembly